GUGGGUGCUCAAAAACUAUUUAUUAGGCCAGCGGGAGCCCCGGAGGUCGGCGGUGCAGCCGAGGGGCCAGCACAGACCGCGGGCGGCCAGGGCGUUGGUCCUGGGCCGCGCCUUUCUCCCUGCUCGACCUCUCCGGAGCCGGGGGCGGGCCGCGCGAAGGUGACUUAGGGAGACCUUGCGGUGUCGCCCUGGAUUGCGCCUCCCGGCUGGGCUGAAAAAUAGGCGGAAGAACAGUCCGAGCGCAUUCGUGCGGGAGCCUCGAGCAGCCCGGGGCAGAGCGAGCAGCACCAGGCGGAGUGCGCCACCAGGCAGCGCCCCGGCCCCAGCCCAGGGGAGGAAUUUGAAAUUGGAACAGGAACAAGAAAAAAAAAAACCAAAAUUUUAUCACAAGCGCUGGCGACUCUAGCCACUGAACAUCACGAAUUAGAGCAGUCUCUGGUCAAAGGCUCCCCGCCUCUGAGAAUCUUUAGUGAGGGUGAGUUCUGUCCCUGAGCAGACUGGAAGCAGUGACUGACCACGCACUCCUUGGAAGAGGAAGCAGAGCACCCGAGCAGUAGACAGCACAGAAUGUCGGAAGGCAAGGACUCUGGUGGUGGAGACGCAUUCUCCAAAGGCAUCAAAAAACACAGAACAAGCCUGCCCUCCCCUAUGUUUUCCAGAAAUGACUUCAGUAUCUGGAGCAGCCUCAGAAAAUGUAUCCGAAUGGAACUCUCCAAGAUCACCAUGCCAGUUAUAUUUAAUGAGCCUUUGAGCUUCCUCCAGCGACUCACUGAUUUUAUGGAGCUUGAGUACCUCAUCCACAAGGCCAGUUCGUUUGCAGAUCCUGUGGAAAGGAUGCAUUGGGGAGCUACCUUUGCUGUCUCUGCUGUUGCUUCUCAGUGGGAACGCAUUGGAAAGCCUUUCAACCCACUUCUGGGAGAGACUUAUGAAUUAGUUCGAGAUGACCUUGGUUUCAGACUCAUCUCUGAGCAGGUCAGCCAUCACCCACCCAUUAGUGCAUUUCAUGCUGAAGGAUUAAACAAUGAUUUCAUCUUUCAUGGCUCAAUCUAUCCCAAACUGAAGUUCUGGGGGAAAAGCAUAGAAGCAGAACCCAAAGGAAACAUAACACUGGAGCUUCUUGAACACAAUGAAGCAUAUACGCGGACAAAUCCUACCUGCUGUGUGCAAAACAUCAUUGUGGGAAAGCUCUGGAUCGAGCAGUAUGGGAAUGUGGAGAUCACAAACCACAAGACUGGGGACAAAUGCAUGUUGAAUUUUAAGCCAUGUGGCCUUUUUGGUAAAGAAUUACACAUAGUUGAAAGCUACAUUCAAGAUAAAAGCAAAAAGAAGCUCUGUGCUCUCUACGGGAAGUGGACAGAAUGUUUAUACAGUGUUGACCUGGCCACAUUUGAUGCUUAGCAAAAAAAUGAUAAGAAAAAUACUGAAGAGAAGAAGAACAGCAAACAGGUGAGUGCUUCUGAGGAGUCGGAUGAAAUGCCAGUGCCAGAAUUCCAGAGCGUGUUUGUCAUCCCUGGGAGCGUUCUCCUGUGGCAAAUAGCCCCGCAGCCUCCGAAUUCAGCCCAGAUGUAUAAUUUUACUAGCUCUGCACUGGUUUUGAAUGAAGUAGACAAGGAGAUGGAGAGCAUGCUUCCUAAGACAGACUGCAGGCUGCGACCUGACAUCAGAGCCAUGGAGAACAGGGAAAUGGAUCAAGCCAGUGAAGAAAAAAAGCGACUGGAGGAGAAACAAAAAGUGGCACGCAAGAACAGGUCCAAGUCAGAGGACUGGAAGACGAGGUGGUUCCAUCAAGGCCCUAAUCCCUACAGCGGAGCCCAGGACUGGCUUUAUUCUGGAAGCUACUGUGACAGAAACUACUUCAAUUUGCCUGACAUUUACUAAAAUGUAGACAAAUUGGGGUGUUUUGGCUCAUCCACAGAUAAGUCUUAAAUCUAUAUUUUAAAAUUUUCUUCCUUAGUUUCUCCUUAUCUUUUUUCAAAGGGAAAAACCAUCUCAUGAUAACUUGCACUUCACCCAAAAAUAGUGGGGCAUAGGGUGAUACUGGUGAGGAAAGUCUUAGGUAAAAUGGGUAAUUCUGCUAUCCACUCAUGCUUCUUUGGAAUACUAUUUUAUACAGAGGUAUGGGAAACUGCUGGCAAAUAUGCUUUUGAUGUUUGCUGUUGCCAUAUUUACUGAAAGUUUA
Messenger RNA from Bubalus bubalis (water buffalo), 2179 nucleotides. RefSeq names its product oxysterol-binding protein-related protein 1-like. The record is from RefSeq and is a predicted model, not a curated record. Gene Ontology annotation, cellular component: membrane; intracellular membrane-bounded organelle; cytosol. Gene Ontology annotation, molecular function: cholesterol binding. The transcript has a single exon. NCBI's taxonomy places the organism in Eukaryota, Metazoa, Chordata, Mammalia, Artiodactyla, Bovidae.